UUAGGAACCGAGACACCGCUGCUCUGUCUCGCGAUCUGUGGGCGGGAUGAUAUGCUGCCCCUGUAACCUGGCCACACCUCCGGGAUCACUCAACAGCUCCGCCUCCUCGCCGCUGAUUGGCCACCGGAACUGUAGCUCAGGAGAGGCACACAGGCGGCCAAUCACCGGCGAGGAGGUGGAGCUUGGAGAGGAGGAGCCGAGCGGCAGAGCGCGCAGAUCGAAGAAGAUCGAGGGAGCUGCAGGACCGAGUGAAGAGGAGAGAGGCCAGAGAAGGAAGACAGCUGACAGGUAAGCUGUAGAUGGGGCCCAGGCUGGAGCAGGGGUCAGCAAGGUAAGUAUCAU
Staurois parvus is the source of this 342-nucleotide messenger RNA. The record is from the annotation of a GenBank genome assembly. Lineage: Eukaryota; Metazoa; Chordata; Amphibia; Anura; Ranidae.